Molecule: messenger RNA, 1789 nt
Organism: Panicum virgatum (switchgrass)
Lineage: Eukaryota; Viridiplantae; Streptophyta; Magnoliopsida; Poales; Poaceae
Product: phenolic glucoside malonyltransferase 1-like
Exons: 2
Coding region: 97-1584 (495 amino acids)
Source: RefSeq, a predicted model, not a curated record
GACACGAGGUACCACCGAGCUGUGACUACGCUCUGCGUUUUUUUGUAUCCCGCCACGCUGCCACCUCCUCGUCGUUCGGGGCCGACGAGAGCAAACAUGCCGCCCACCGUGCGCACGCGGCGCGCCACCGGCAUCUCGCUUCCCUCCGGGGGCGCCCCGGUCCGCCGCAUGCCGCUCGCCCCCUUCGAUACGUACUGGGUGGCGCUGCCGCCCGUCAGCCGUGUCUUCUUCUUCGUGCCGCCGUCGCCUCCCGUCAGCUUCACGGACAUCGCGCGCGACCUCAGGUUGUCCCUUGCGGCGGUCCUCCCGGCGUUCCACCCCUUCGCCGGCAAGCUCGCCUUCUCGCCGGAGUCGCGCACCGUCGCCAUCGUCUGCGGGGAGGACGCCCGCGUUGAUUUCGUCGAGGCAGAGACGGAGCUGGAGUUGGCGAGGCUCAUCGAGGAAGGCGCCGAGCACGACCCCGAUGCGCUCGGGCAGCUUGUGCCGGACAUCCGCCGGGAGGAGCUUCCAGCGCCGGUGAUGGCGGCGCAGGUGCGUUGCCACGACCCACGAGCUUACGUGGAGCAGAGCCCUCUGUCACGCCACCUAAGGACGAUAACUUUUUUCUGCCUGUGUGCACUCACUGAUGGUCAGGUGACGGAGUUCGUCGGAGGCGGCGGGGGCAUAGCGUUAGGGGUGGCGGUGCACCACGCUGCUGCUGACGGCCGAGGGAUACUGCGGUUCUUGCAGAUGUGGGCUGCGGCGGCGGUAAUAACGCGAAGCCGGCGGGGCCGCGUGGGUGUCGCAGCGGAGCCGAUGCCGCCGCCGAUUCAUGACCGGAGCCUGGUGCGCUUCCAUGGCGACGAGGAGUUGGCCAGCGUGUUCUUGCGGCACCGCGCGCCGGAGUUGCCUAGAAUCGUGCCAAAGCAAGGCCCCUCUUCCGCCGCAACCACGGCGCCUCUGCUCUGCCGGUCCACCUUCACGUUCGCUGCGUCCGUGCUGCGGCGCCUGAAGCAGCGGAUCGCCGACAUGGGCGCCGGAACGGUGCCGUCCACCAUGGCCGCGCUGGCGGCGCACGGGUGGGUCUCCAUCGCGCGCGCCAGCAACUUCACGGACGGUGCCCCAGUGCACGCCGUCUUCCUGGCCGACUGCCGCGCGCACAUGUCGCCGCCGGUGCCGGCCGCCUACGCCGGCAACUGCGUCGUCCCGUGCUUCGUCACGCUGACCGGGGCGGAGCUCGGCGGGCUGGACGGGCAUGCCCGGGCCCUCUUCGCCAUCAGGGAGGCCGUCGAGGAGGUGAAGCGGGACCCGCUCGCCGACCGCAGCCGGUGGAGCAAGCUCAAGGACAUUCCGCGCGGCCGCGCGGUUAUCCUGGCGGGGUCGCCGUUGUUGACGGCAUAUGCGCUGGACUUCGGCUUUGGGAGGCCCGCGUUGUCGGAGGCGGCGUCCAUGAACCACGACGGCGAGAUUUUCCUCAUCGCUGGGAGGGAGGCCGGCUCCGUUCAGGCAUCGGUGGCCGUCGCCGCUGGCAAGAUGAAAGCAUUCCGCGAGAUAUUUGUGCUUGACUCGAGCAAGAAGGGUGGCGACGGCUGUAGCCGUCUAUAAAUGGUAUUAGCUUAAAAAUGUUGAAGUGAUGAGGGAACAAGAUCAAGGCUGGUAAAUGCCUAGUUACCUACUCCUAUGUUGAAAUACAUUCAGACAGGAUCUACCAAAAAUGGGAGAGGUGUCAAAGGAUGCUGUCAUGUUAAUGUUGGAAAAGGGGAUCUACCAAAAAUUAAUACAAAAUUCUCAAAAAUCCGAAAUACUCAUA